AUGACUACCCCCGAAGUGCUCCGGUCCACGAGCCUUCGCAGCCGGUCCGCCGUGAGAAACGCCACCUCUACUCCGCAGCAUCAGGCCGGAGGCGCGGGGGGUGCUGCUGCUGCAACGCACGUCACCCCCGCCAGGGGCACUCCCAGCGAGAGGAGGCUUUUCUCCCCGGAAGAUUCCAACAGAUGGGGCGGACAAGGAGGAGGAGGGGGUGGUUCUGCGGCCCGCCUGACCCCGUCGGAGGUGGCUAAGGCCGGAAAGAGAGCAAUCGCUGUACGGCCUCAGGAUGUUGGAGACCUCAUGAAGGUCUACGAUGACAGACACGCUAAGCCUGCUCCAGCGGACCCUGCUUCACAGGUGUACCAAGGCGACUCCGCUCAGGAGGGCCACGGUGGAAGGGAGGACGAGUCCGACAAAGAACGCGCAAAACAGCUCCUGGUUUCCCUCGGGAUCGCCGACAAGACCGACGACUACACAAAGAACGUCAAGACGUACAUGGUUGGCCUCAUGAGGACAUACCUGAGGCACUUCGAGAACGUGUGUCGCCUUCUGGAAGAGCGAGGUGUUUCCCGGGAGAUUCUGAGGCAGGAGGUUCACAGGCAACCCCAGCUGCGCACCAGGAGCUCACCCCGUGCCCACGUGAACCUCUCCCUCAGGGACAUGGCGCAACAGCUCUCCACCGACCGGGACUUCUACGUGCAAGGGAACGACGGCCAGCAGACGAGCCUUUUCCGCGAGUAUCAGGUGCUGGAGGAGGCGUUGCAUGUAACUGCCGGCUCCGGCACCGGGGUCGCCGCCGGGGGAAACCCCGCGUACGUGCUGUCCCGCCUGAGCGUACUGUCCGAGGACGACUUCAUGUCCGCCUUCGACUACGCUGGGGGAGGCGGGUAUCCGGCAGGCCGCGACUGGGCCGCCGACCUUCCGACGGACGCGGCGAUCGUGAUGAAGCUGUUCGUAUGCUGCAGCGACAAGCUCUUGCCCAGGGACUGGGAGGAGGACAGGCCUUUCGCCAGGCAGUUUUUCGUGGACAGAGCACCCUCUAGCCAAGAUGCCCUUCCCGGCAGGUUUUUCCUGACGCGGAACGAGGUGCUGCACCCGCCUCACUUCUUCGUGAUAGCCGACCAAGCGUACUGGCACGCCCUUCCUGGCUCGACCAACGUUUUCCAGGCGAUCGCCCUCUUCUUCCACGCCAUCAAGACGCGCAAGUCGAGCUACCUCGGCCCAGGUAUCAGCGUUGCCAACAUCGUCAACGAGAUGUUCGGGGGGGAGGAAGAACCAGUCGCAUCCGCCCGCGGAUUCUGAGGUAGAAAAGCGUACAAAGACGUGUUUUUUUUAUGUUUUUCCUGAUGGGACAGCUGCUGCGUCGAUUGAGUUUCCUGUCGACGGCGAAGCCGAAAUAGUAGCCCUCUCUCUCGUGUUGGACUUGGACCGUCACUGAGCGAACUUGUUCUCGGCCGGGUUGUGGUUUGGUCGGCAGGCGAUCUUCACGGUGAUGGGUGGUGUCUUUUGAGGAUCUAGGGGCAUGUUGCUCGAGUACUUGCUUGACAAUACUGUUCUCUCUCGGUGUAAAUACACUGCUGUGCGUGCGUAUAUUUGUUGGUGGGUCACCAUGAAGAACAGGAAGGACCGCCGACACCCAUACCAUCAUCAUGGACGCGAUGUCCACCAUUAUCGCAGGAACAAAGUGUAGGCAUCAACGUGGACAAAUGACGAUAUAUCUCUCCAGCGAACACGAUAUUUGAAAAUCAAUGCGUGAUGAGCAUUGCCGACAUGCAACAGUGGCGUCUAGCCAGCCUUGUUUGGUGACCCUUACCAUGAUGAGCCGACAAGCCGACGUUUGUAAGCAUCAACCACCAAGCAGUUUCACAGGGCUCAUGUUGACAUGCGUCCUUUGGCUGCAGUCACGCGAAGGUACUACGGAGGAAUGAUUUUCACCUCUGGAAAUGACUACGGUGAUAUAUAUAACUUCAUGAACUAUGCUACUUAUCCCGCUUGGGAGGGUAGACGGUAUCGUUGCGAGGGUCUGUCCCCCCGGGCACAUUGACAAGGCCAGUUUGCCACGGUGUAAUCGCUCCUCCUGUCCGUCAGCGAUGUGACAAGGAAGUCUCCCAUUAGGAGGGCGUAGUAAUGGACUUUGCAGUAGGUUGACUUUUUAGGGGGGUACACUUGAGGCGGAACUACUGCUGUAUACGUUCUUGCUGCCGAAGGAGUGAUGUGGCCACCGGUCGAGGUCGGGUCUCCGCCACGUUUUGGUCGAGGUAGGCCAAGGUUGCACCUAUGCAUUCGAUAGCGCAGGUCUUCCCUGUUUGACGAGUGGUGCACAGAUGCAACGAUCAAGUGCACCAAAAAUGGGCCUUCAAC
Molecule: messenger RNA, 2358 nt
Organism: Ectocarpus siliculosus
Lineage: Eukaryota; Phaeophyceae; Ectocarpales; Ectocarpaceae
Source: the annotation of a GenBank genome assembly